AUGUCGACUGGGGAGGAAACCCAUCCUUUACUUUUGUCCAAGAACACGAAGUUCAAUACUCUUUCUCUUCACGACGAGGUACGCGAAAACGAUGGCGUUUUGAAAGUCGGAUUUGAUGUUGGGGAAAAAUCAUUACAGAGGAGGAGCCGCGGACAUCAAUGUGUCCUCCUCGCGUUGGCGGCCAUCGCAUGCUCGCUUCUCGUCCUGAAAAUACGCGUGCACUCAGAAUUCGACGAAACAAAGCUAGGCGCGACCACGUACUACGAAAAUCCAGUGUAUACGGAUCAAAACACCGACCCGAUGACGGAGAAGAACGUAAACGAUAUCAAAACGUCUCGUUUGGCAGUCACCUUGCACACCGGGUGCUCGCCGCACGAAAAGCUCCCGUGGCACAUCGAAGACAAAUCCACGUGGGGUCAAGAAGUCGGCGCGAAAAUCAUAUUUAAAUCCGAUACGAACGAUUUCUUCUUCGAACGAGGGGUGGAGAUGGAAAACGUCGGGUGCGGGUCGUAUUCGAUCGAGACGGAGGACUUACUCGUCGGCAUGCAGUUCGGGUUCGCGUUGUACCAGAAGAAUAAUCAAACGGCGCACCAAGCGACGAAGGAUAUCGGGUGUCGAUCGGAAUCGGACUCGGAUACGAGAUGUCCGUCGUGGAAGUCACCGCAUGGGGACGGUAUCCGAGGCGGACCGAUGGAGAUGACUGAAUGCACGUUUCAAUAUAAGUACGGCGCGGUGACUUUUUACAACCGAGUCUUUGACGGCGAGACGACGGAUUACGUUUGGGGAAGUUGUUUGGACACGUGCCCGGCGUUUACGAGAGCGCCGUAUUGUGGGAAAUCGGAAGAGGUGCCACAAAUUGGCCAGCUUGAAUUGAGAGAAGAUGAAAAGUGCACGCCGGGCGAGUAUUUACAAGCAAACGGCAAGUGCCAGAGAUGUCCGGUUGGACAUUACUCCGGGGAAGCCGAAGCGAGCGAGUGUCAGCCGUGCGCGGCGGGAACCAUGCAACCAAACGAAGGUCAAACUGAAUGCAUCGCGUGCCCGAACGGGUGGUACCAGAGUGAAAUCGGUCAGCAAUACUGCGAAUCCUGCCCUGGCUCGAGAGCGGACUCGUCGAGACGCAAGUUACAAGGCGGCAUGCUCGAUAAGAUGAAAAAUUUCGAUUGGUCAAAGUUCGGGUCCGUAGAUGGCUGGGAAUGGAUACAAAACACAACCGAGACGAUCGUGAACAAAACGGAAACCGCGUACGACGAUGCCAAGAAUGCCGUGAAUAGCACGUUGACCAGCGGCGCGGACACCGUGAAACAAUCGGCGAAGAAAGCCUCGGACGCGGUCUCCGACACGUUUAGUAAAACGAAAGAGAGCGCGGAAGAUUCAAAGGACACCGUCGAUGCAGCCGCCGCGGACGCGAAGGAAAAGACGGACGACGCAAUCGACGACGCCAAAAAAAGCGCCGAAAAGACAACGGAGGAUGUGAAAGUGGCGGCGAAGAAGACGCAAGAAAGCGCCGAAAAGGCAACGGAGGAUUCGAAAGAAAACGUCGACGAUGCCGUGAACGGCGUAAAGAAAGCGACGGUUUCCGCCGAAGAAGCUGCGGAAGACGCCGCCCACGACGCCAAGGAGAACGUCGAGAAAGCAACGACGACUGAUCCGAAACAAGCUGUUGACGAUGCCGCGCACGAGGUGAAGAAAGCGACAGUUUCUGCGGAAGAGGCUGCGGAAGAUGCCGCCAACGCGAGCAAAGAGAGCGUCGAAGAUGCCGUGGAAACGGUGGAAGACGCGGCAAAGAAAGUGGGGUCUCACGGCGGUAACGAUAGCGAUAGUGAUGGUAGCGAAAGUAGUAGCAGCGAAAACACAAGCGAAGACGACGUCGUCGUCGAAAAGAGCGUCUCAGUUGAAACGACGACGACGACGAAAGAGGCGAAGGAAGAGAGUAGCGGACCAGUCGCGCAGGCGACUACUCCUACUUCCAUCUCUAGCGACGAAACUUCUUCGUCUUCUUCUUCUUCUUCAACUACUACGAGCGCUGCUCCGACGACGACGACGCCGUCGACGACCACUUCGACUCCAACUCCUACGACUCCUACUUCGACCUCCUCCUUUGAAAACGGCGACAAAAGCACCAACCGCGGCGCCACUUCCCUCGCGCAGUGUCCGUCGGCUUCCUCUUCUUCUUUCGAGUUAGGAAAAGAAACAGAAAAAGAAGAAGAAGAACUCACGAGUCGAAUCGGCCAAGCAAAAACGACACCACGAGCUUCGUCUUACCGAAGAGGGUUCCACCACAUCGGCAAUGGUGAAAACGGCGUCGCGACGCCGCCUCGCUCUUGGGCGGUGUAA
Molecule: messenger RNA, 2334 nt
Organism: Bathycoccus prasinos
Lineage: Eukaryota; Viridiplantae; Chlorophyta; Mamiellophyceae; Mamiellales; Bathycoccaceae
Exons: 1
Coding region: 1-2334 (777 amino acids)
Source: RefSeq, a predicted model, not a curated record